AUGAGUACUCUUAAGCAUUUUUAUAUUUCUUAUAAAAUGAAGAAAUAAAAGGUGACUGGAGGUUAAUUCCAUGUGGAGAGGUAGGACCUACCUAAUUAUGCUCGAUUAAGGCUGUACCCCUUUUCAGUAGGCUUUUGAGUUUGGGAUGCCUGAUGAAGAGGUAGUUCUAUUUCUCCUUGAUGGGUUUUCAGUCCCAACCAGAUGGGUGUACAACCACUUAGUUUUUGUCUAUUGGGACUAGCGGGACAGCCUCAAAGGGUUUGUCUAACCUAGAAACUAUUUCUGGAUAAGCUGGAUCUACAUAGAUAGUCAGGUUGCAGUUCACAUCUAACAAUUUGACUUUAAUUUAUAAAAUGAAAAUUAUUAUCGACUGUAGAAAGAUAGGAACAUUCUCAGAUAUUGAGAUAAACGAUAACCUGCCAUUAUUGCAACAAAUCAUAUCCUAUCUGGAUAGCCUAAGUAUUGAUACAUCUCAAGCUCUUGUUGUCUAUGGAGGGAAACAAAUUAAUCCCGAACUUACAAUUUUGAAUCUCCCAGGACUAAGUAACACUCCAAAAUUUCUUGUGUCUAAGCGUACAGUCCGCAAUAAUGGCCCAAAUGUCAUGCCUCAGGCCCCACCUCUGUAUGAGUCUCAGCCUAAUCCGGAACCCCAGCCUCAAAUUGCAGUUAAUAGUAAUCAUGAAAAAAUCGCAAACAGCGAUUUAGAAAGUGAUGGUGAAGAAAAACCGAUCCCAAAUUCAAGCAAAAAAUGCAGCGCUGCACAAGAUAAAAGUUUAAACAUUGCACAAGUAAAAAAUGCAAGCUGUGCGCAAAAGAAAAGUGCAAGCACCAUGCAAGAGAAUAGUCCAAGCAGUGCACAAGAGAAAAGCCCAAACAAUAUACAAGAUGAUACCAAUUGGGAUUGGAAACUUGCACAAUUAAUGGAAGAAGGCUAUGAGUUUGAAGAUGCAUAUAAGGCUCUACAAGAAUAUGAUGGUAAUCUCGAGGAGUCAAGAAAAUACUUAAAAGAGUUACAUGUUCCAGAAGAUGUUCCAGAAGAGCCACCAAGCAGCACAAAUGAUGAUGCUACCAUAUUAGACAAUCUGCUUAAAAGCAAGGAUCCAACAAUUGUAGACUUAAGGGCGAAAAUAAGGAACGACCCCGGGUACAUUUGGCAGUGGAUUGAAAAUUUAAAAGAGCAAGGUCAAAAGGUUUGAAUUGACUUUUUUGAAAGAAAUGCUUAUAUAAUAGUGGAUGCUAUAUUUGAUUCUCCAGAAGAAGUAACACCAAAGCCUCCAAACAAGCCACUCCUGAAAGAAAACAAGCCACCGCCUGCCGAAUCAAAACCACUAAAAAAGCUAGAUGGCAUUGAAUCAGAUUCAGACAUGAGUGAUGUGAGCUUUGACAGCAAUGAUUCUGAGUUAAAUGAGAUAUAA
Messenger RNA from Blepharisma stoltei, 1415 nucleotides. Lineage: Eukaryota; Ciliophora; Heterotrichea; Heterotrichida; Blepharismidae. The record is from the annotation of a GenBank genome assembly.